GGAAAUCGCCGCGACGCGGAGUUCGCGAGUCACGACGACACUUGCAUGGGCGUGCAACAUGACGCAGACCGUCGCCGUUCUGACCGCGAUUCCUAGGUUAUCUUACCAUCUGCGCUCGCGGCUGCCGAAUCUGCGCAUCUCGGACGUGACGCCAGGACAAGCAGAUACCGCAUCCAGGCUUAACGCGGCAGAAAUAUUAGUGGCCGACUGUGAUUUAUUGGCACCUUAUGCGAACAAAUUGACGUCGGUCAAGUGGAUACAGGUGACAUGGGCCGGCUUAGACAAAUUCAUUCCACAUGUGCAAAACACGCGAAGAGAUUACAUACUGACUCGUUUCUCCGACGAUUCAUUUGGCCUGGCCAUGUCCGAAUACGUGAUAGCGAAAAUUGUCAAUUACGAGCGUGAUCAGAGACAGCAGUACGAGAAUCAACGGCUCGCCGAAUGGAAGCAAGACGGCAGGUUGAUUAACCAUAGGCUCAUACGUGACUUAACUAUAGGUAUAUUAGGGGUAGGAACGAUAGGAAAGACGGUCGCGGAAAAGCUGAAGUUAUUUGGCGCGACUACCUGGGGAAUGACACGUACCUUUUCGAAAGAGAAAUUACCGUUCCUCGACGAGCACAGAACCGUAGACGGCUUGCCGGACAUCCUGGAAAAUUGCGACUAUGUCAUUAAUGUAUUGCCCUCGACUCAGGAAACGGUCGGACUUCUGAACGGCAACGUCUUGGAACAUUGCAAAGGCAGGAACGCAGUUUUCAUUAACGUAGGGCGCGGUUCCGUUAUCCGAGAAACGGACCUGAUAAACGCUCUCGAGCAGAAGUGGAUUUCGGCCGCUAUUUUGGAUGUGUUUGAAAAAGAGCCGCUGCCAAAGGAGAGCAAACUGUGGAGCCUUCCACAAGUAACAAUCUCACCACACAACUCGGCUGUGACAACGGCGCAGAACGUCGCGAAGCUAUUCGCCGAAAAUUACGCUAGAUACGUAAACGGAGAAAAACUGAUAAGUGAAUUUGAUUUUAAUAAGGGCUAUUAAUUUAAAGUUAAAAAUUUUAAUCCAUGUAAAGGGACUAUACGGUGUUAUAUCGGGAUGACAAGCGAUACACACAAUCAAUAUUUAUUAUGUUAAUUAAAAUAUACGUACAUAUCGAAAUAAACAUAUUUUGAACAUC
Wasmannia auropunctata (little fire ant) is the source of this 1163-nucleotide messenger RNA. Its product is annotated as glyoxylate/hydroxypyruvate reductase HPR3-like. The transcript is spliced from 4 exons. The coding region runs from base 59 to 1027 and encodes 322 amino acids. Lineage: Eukaryota; Metazoa; Arthropoda; Insecta; Hymenoptera; Formicidae. The record is from RefSeq and is a predicted model, not a curated record. Gene Ontology annotation, molecular function: NAD binding.